CCCCCAGCCAAAGACAUGGACCCCGACUCGGCUCCCCCACGCCCUCAGCCUGUUGGCCACUGGCCCCACGUCGCCCUGUAAAGGAUGUCCCUCAGCAGUGCUCCGGCCCGGGACACCUCUGAGACCCCCAGCCCGAGAGAACGCAUCCGCAGCCACAUGAAGAUGGUGAUUGACCAGCUGGACGGAAUUCUGAAAGAGCUCAAGGAUGUGGCCAAGGAACUCCGGGAGGUGGUGGGUCAGAUAGAUAAACUAACGUCCGACUUUGACUUUGACCUGGAGCCAGAUGACUGGACGGUGGCCACAGCCAGCAGCACGUCCAGCAGCGAGCGAGGUUUGGGAGAGGCCUUCAGGCUAGACUUCCUCAAUGCAGAUGUGCUUUCUGAUAGCUGGGAGUUCUGCAGCUACCUGGAGGCUGCUGGCGCCGCCGCCCGAAUACCUGGGGAGCAACCAGGAGAUCUGCGAACGGAGCUGGGCUGCGGGACCAUCCCCACCCAGACGCAGACCCCCACCCCGCCCCCCUCCACUGCCUCCGUCUACUCCCAGAUGAACGGCGGGCUGCCCAUCCCCAACGGGCCUCGCAUUAUUACUCCCGAUUCAUCCAGCGAGGAGGCCAGCAGCUCCACGCACAGCCACAAGACUUCUCGUACAUCCGGCACAAGAGAAAGAGUCCGCUUCAGUGACAAAAUUCUGUACCACGCGUUGUGCUGUGAUGACGACGAGGAGGAUGAAGAGCAAGAGGAAUUACAGGUGGACAAGAGUGGCUGUGCUACACCAGAUAGCGAUAGUGAACCCGGUCUCCUGUCAAGCUCAGUCACCCCCAAACGUUCUUCCUCUGAGCACUCACUCCUCCAUAACUGUCUGGACCCUUCUUAUGUCUCCUCGCCAAUGAAGGGGAUGACGGGAGCUCACACACUACCCAGGAAAGGUCUCUUGAACCCCGGCUGCCGCAAAAAACUGUUACGAAAUAGCAGCACACAAACUGUCUCUGACAAGAGCACCCAAACUGUACUGCCCUAUAUUCCAACCAAACAGAAAACAAAGGACCACUGAGAAAGUUUAUCAUAAAUCUCAUGAAGAGGACUGUGCAUUAUUUAAUAUUAAAUACAUAGCUCAUAGAUUAAUACACAAAUUAAUUAAUUACUAAAUAAAUAAAUGAUAUAUGGGAAAUCACUCGACUACCUAAAGUUAUUCUGAGGCUCAGGGAAAACACGAUGAAAUGAAGCAAAGCAGAUCAUUAAGAUGAGAGUUACUGGUGGACCAAAAGGUUAGUGCCUGUUCUGAUGUUGAAAGAUACACUGAACGGAUCCCCUAUGUGUAAUAAUUUGAAACUAUGACAGAGGUUAUAAAAGCAAUCAUUUUUACUAGAAAAUGUUAAGUGUUCAAAAUUUGGAAGGGAAGUGUGAAGAGGUCCUUUCCCCUCCUCAUACUAUAGUUGAAGUCACAAAAAAAGAAAAUGCUUGUUCCUAUAAUGUGGAUACAAAACACUGCACAUUCUGUACUCUGAAUCUGUAUAAACAUUGUCUUUUUUCAUGUUCCAGUUAUUUCAAAUGUCAAAGGGAUUGUUGCUUUCAGCGGGAUAAUGUAUCUAGAUGCACAUGUCAAGCCUCUUCCUCUCUUUGAUGUCAACAAACAAGUUUAAGCGAAGAGCCAGAAAACACCAUUUACCUGCCCUUGAUUUUAUAAAUCAUCUCAAUGUGAUCUCUUCUUGGUCUGCUGCAGAAAAUAAGAGUGGCAGUCAGAAAAACAUAUAUAAAGUAAUAUGAGAAUGUGCGGCCCACAAAAAUGACAUUUCCACUUGUUUAGCUUUGUCCGUGCCCGACGGUAAUGCCAUUAGUCCUUGGAUCCGAGUGAAAUAGAAGUCCACAAAAAAGUGCUUAAGGUUUUGUCUCUCCAUUCAGUUGCCCAGUGGGGAAUUGAGCAGCAUUGUAUUCACAGGGCUAACGCCAAUAGCCAUUCCUGAUCAAUAUGUUAGAGGGAGGUUGCAGUGAGCGGUCUCUCUGCUGAGCAUGCAUGCCACUCUCCUGGGAUCUGUGAACAAAAACUCACAGUCAGAUCUAUUUACUCACACUGAGCGGAACAAAAAUUAGAACCCUGGCCCUAAAGAACUGACAUUUUAAAAAAUGUGUGUCCAGGAAUGAUAGCUUGAUGGUGGAAAGAGAGAGUGUUCCUGUUCAAAGAUUAUUUAUUUUUUUGUUACCGAGCAAUAAUCUACCCUGGGGAACGGCUUUGUGAGACUGCUCCCCGGGUCCCCUCAUUCUUACUUUCCUAAUGUUGUGUUUUCGAGUUUGAAAAGAAAAAGUAAAAUGUCCUAAUCUUAAA
This is a messenger RNA of Perca fluviatilis (European perch), 2319 nucleotides long. RefSeq names its product inhibitory synaptic factor 1 (gene insyn1). The coding region runs from base 85 to 1050 and encodes 321 amino acids. Gene Ontology annotation, cellular component: postsynaptic density. NCBI's taxonomy places the organism in Eukaryota, Metazoa, Chordata, Actinopteri, Perciformes, Percidae. Gene Ontology annotation, biological process: inhibitory postsynaptic potential. The transcript has 2 exons. The record is from RefSeq and is a predicted model, not a curated record.